UUAUCUGAUUUCAAAUUUCAUAUAGCUCUUGCAUCGCGAAAAUAGACCGUAUUUGUCCAGUUAUUCUUGUCAGGCCAACGAUGAAGGUUCUUUCUUUCGUUUUGGUAUUUUGGAACUUUUUUGGCCUCAUUGUCACGCAAAAUGACGUGCAACCAUUGGAUGAAAGACCUAUACUAGCCAUUGGACUCGUGGGCGUGGUUGGGGCUAUUGGAGCGGGCUUAGCCAUUGCCCAAUCUGCCAAUCAACGAGCAGAAAUUCAGGACUCGAUCAAUUCCUUGAACACGGAUGUGGCCACCCUGUCCACUUCUAUCACGUCUGCUUCAACCACUUUGACAGAGGAAACCUCGCAAGCCACAAUGAAUAAUGCCAAUCUAAAUUUGAUCUGCUCGGCCAUCGACACAAUUUCAGGCCUCACACCUCCUACCACAUUAGCUACAUCGAGGACGACUUUGGAACUGAUUAAGAGUACUUUGGCGAUCACAUGCACAUAAUCAUAUUACUCGAUGUUUUUUGAUGUUGUACUACAAUGUUACUUUUUUCGUUUGGACAAUAAAUAAGUCUCAAAAAGAGCGAAAUAUUUGGUGACGUGACCUUUUUGUCUUGUCGGAGACACAAUCUUGAUCAUUGAUCGAAGAAAACGAAUUGCCAAUUAUAGAGUGUGCCUUACUUAUAUUUAAGAAAUAACUCAAUGAACACAGCGCUAAAAUUAGGAUUGACGAGAUAAGGCAAUUCGUUGGUUACGGGCAGCCUUUCGACUUGAACUAGUUGAAGUAAUGAAAUAUUCCAAGCGUACGCUUGAAUAUUUGAAGUGAUAAAUGACA
Messenger RNA from Tigriopus californicus, 821 nucleotides. RefSeq lists its product as uncharacterized. The transcript is spliced from 3 exons. The record is from RefSeq and is a predicted model, not a curated record. Bases 81 to 491 code for a protein of 136 amino acids. NCBI's taxonomy places the organism in Eukaryota, Metazoa, Arthropoda, Copepoda, Harpacticoida, Harpacticidae.